UUGUCUACUAUUUAAAAUGAUGACAUCAAUCACCGAAAAUUAACCAAAAACCCAGUCUUCUUCUCCGUCUCUAUAAAUACCUUCUGUUUCCAAUCUUUCACCUCUCAAAACACAUCGUUUCUCUAAUCUCAUUAAAUUAAAUAAUUAAUCUCUCGCACCCAGUAAAUUGGCAAAAAUGGCGGCAAGAGAGCCGUACUACGUGAGGGAGAGGGCUGCGGCGGCUCCCCAACACUCCCCGUGGCAUUCGACGGUGCCGUACUUGUUCGGCGGAUUUGCGGCGAUGCUUGGUUCAAUUGCGUUUGCUCUAUUGAUUCUGACUUGUUCAUACUGGAAGCUGUCCGGGCACCUAGAAAGAGGCGAUGGAAGUGGCGGAGAGAGAGAUUUGGAGGCCGGAGAAGGAGCUGGUAAGGGCGACAACGUCCAGAAGUUGCCGGCGGUGAUGGAGAUGAAGAUAUUGGUGAUUAUGGCGGGACAAGUGAAGCCGACUCAUUUGGCUACGCCAAUGACAAGCAGAACGUCGUCGUUUGAGGAUGGGAGUGACCAGAAUGAGAGAGCAGAGAGUGGGGGUGGGGGUGGGGUGAGUUGAAUAACCAGGAGGGCGAUGUUCAGGUACGGAUAAGGAGUACAGUAAACCAUGAUGAGUCAUCAGAUCGAAGCCAUUGAAUUUCUCUCCCUUUUUUUUAGUUUUUCUUUUAUUUUUUCCUGUCUAUCAAGGCGGGUUUGGAAUUUGGAUUCUAGAAAUAGGGCAGGUUUUUUUUUCUUUUUUUUUUGGUGAGAGAUACGUAUAAAAGAACAA
Messenger RNA from Tripterygium wilfordii, 796 nucleotides. RefSeq names its product protein GLUTAMINE DUMPER 3-like. Bases 176 to 586 code for a protein of 136 amino acids. Lineage: Eukaryota; Viridiplantae; Streptophyta; Magnoliopsida; Celastrales; Celastraceae. The record is from RefSeq and is a predicted model, not a curated record. The transcript has a single exon. Gene Ontology annotation, biological process: regulation of amino acid export.